GACUGUGGCAUGCUGAGCGGGUUAGCAGCAGGAGCUGGCUUGUGUUCUGUAAUAAAUAUGUGGUUCUGAGUUAUAACUCUCCGUGUACAAAGUCUGUUGGAUACACUGCAACAGAAGAAACACUACAGGAGAGAUAUUAAAAUUAAAAUAUCGAUCUGAUACCAAUACCAGUGUUGGCAUCGAUACUAUCGAUAUUUAGAUCGAUCCGCCCACCCCUACUGGAAGCCUGCUCUGAGGUGGAUGUUGCACACUGGUGGAGGACGAGGAGAUUUUCCCUUCUAUGUAAAGCACUUUGAGUGCCCAGAAAAGCGCUAUAUAAAUGACUUUAAUUUCGGUUUGGAGGCCAUUAAGCCAAUCACAACAUCGACUGGAACAUCUGCACAAUGAAGUAUAAAACAGCUUUCAUGCUAAUGCUCAUGUCAGAAUUGGCAUUCACUAUACUGACAUUGUCAACUAGCCACCAUGUGGCAGUUAUUUUGGGGGAGCGUGCCAUUCUCCCUUGUAAAAACACAUGUACUGGACCUUUAACUUGGACAUUUACUGGUGGUAGGAAGAAACUGGAGGUUUUGAAAUGUGAUAAAGAAAGUUGUACCGAAGGAGGUGGCUUUAAGACCAGAUUGAGCCUUUCCCCUGAAAAGACCAAGAAUGGAGACCUGUCUCUUACAUUAAAUCAUGCUUUGUACAAUGACAAGGGAUGGUACGAGGCCAGUUGCGGUUCAACAUUUCUCUGCAAUUCAUUUUUAGAAGUUCUGUUCCCUGUAACAGUGAAUGUGUCAGUUGGGGAGGACGUGACACUACCUUGCUAUGCACAUACUGACAAGGAGGUUGCUGACGAUGAUGUGAACAUCCUGUGGAAAAGGGGUGACCAAAUAGCUGUGCAAGUUCAAAAUGGGAUUACAAACUAUGGUUCAGGUUAUAUAGAGAGGGCCUCUCUUUCAGUAAGUGGUUAUAAAGAUGGAGACCUUUCCCUUUCAAUACGCAGAGCCACCACAUUAGACAAAGGAUUAUACCUAUGUUAUCACAGCACGGAAGAGGAAAAUGGAUACCCAGGAGCUGUUGUUCUCAACAUUGAAGCUUAUCAGAGCUUUCAAGAAAAAACAUCUGGCGAUUUUCUUACCCUGGAUUUGUUUGUCUCCGACCCAGUAACAAUAAGCUUCACCAGUGCUUAUACAACAGAGAUUCUGCUCUGCAGUGUAGAGAGAAGCAUCGCUACAUGUAGUCCUGACUACACUCACAGAGUGUCUAUCGUGGAUUCCUUCCUUGUGCUGCGUGAAUUAACCGCAUCUGAUACUGGAAUAUUUACAGUGAAAGACAAGAUGGAUGUAAUGAUUGCAAUUUACAACGUUGCUGUGAAGAGUCUGGAGACUUGUGAGAUUUGGAGAUCUAACAGUUUUAUUCUGAUACCAAUAAGUGGUUUCCUUCUCAUUUGCACUGGUCUGUACAUUUGGACUAAAAUCAGACAAUGAAAGAAGUUAUCAAUUUGAGCCAAAGGAUAGGUGACCAGAAGGGACAACCAUAUUAUUCAUAUGGCCAUCAUAUAAAAAGGUCUAAAUCCUUAGUCUGGGGCUGUGGAAAAUAAUAAAAGGUUAUUUCUUCCUCUG
Messenger RNA from Cyprinus carpio (common carp), 1601 nucleotides. RefSeq lists its product as uncharacterized. Gene Ontology annotation, cellular component: external side of plasma membrane. Gene Ontology annotation, biological process: cellular response to lipopolysaccharide; negative regulation of T cell proliferation; cell surface receptor signaling pathway. The record is from RefSeq and is a predicted model, not a curated record. Lineage: Eukaryota; Metazoa; Chordata; Actinopteri; Cypriniformes; Cyprinidae.